AUGUACACUAAUUUCUUCAUAAAGGACUUUAAGGGAUUGGCUUUGAAAGAGAUCCUUUGGAGGGCUGCAAAAUUAACUACAGUUGUAGACUACAACUUUUGGAUGCAGAAGGAGUCCAAACCUGCAUACGAGUGGUUGUUGGACAGGCCUGCAAACGAAUGGAGCAAGUCACAUUUUCUAACGAAGGUAAAGAGUGAUAUAUUGUUAAACAACCUAUGCGAGUGCUUCAAUAAGCUACUUUUGGAAGAUAGGGAGAAGUCAAUUGAGACAAUGCUAAUAGACAUGCACAUUAGCACGAUGAAGAGGAUUCAAACAAGAAGGGACAAGAUGAGGAGAGUCAUAGGCCCUUUAUACCCUAAAACUCAUGACAAAUUAGUGAAGAACCUUGAAGUUGCAGAUGGUAGCAAGGUAGAUUGGAGGUGGGAUCUCAUCGGCAUUCCAUGUGGCCAUGCUUGUGUGGCAAUCAUAGAGAAAAUGGACCUUCAUGUGCACUACGUAAAUGAUUGCUACAAGGUAAGCACUUACCUAACUUGCUAUGAGAACCUCGUUAUGCCACUUAAUGGCAAGAAGUUGUGGCCUCUUGUGGAUAAAGCACCUCUCAGCCCACCCAAAUGGCAUGUGACCAAAAGAGGUAAAAGGCAGAAGAAGAUGAGGCUGCAAGCUAAAGAGGUUGUUGUUAAGCUGAAAAGUGGAACUAGUAAGAUCAAGAGAAUAGGGUCAAUUGUUAUGACUUGUAGUUUAUGUGGUUUACCCGGUCAUAACAAGCGGUACCACAACAAAGCAGAUACACCCUGCGAGGUUGGUUUACUACACAUGCUGAAUAUAAUAUAA
This is a messenger RNA of Diospyros lotus (date-plum), 831 nucleotides long. RefSeq lists its product as uncharacterized. The transcript has 2 exons. NCBI's taxonomy places the organism in Eukaryota, Viridiplantae, Streptophyta, Magnoliopsida, Ericales, Ebenaceae. The coding region runs from base 1 to 831 and encodes 276 amino acids. The record is from RefSeq and is a predicted model, not a curated record.